Messenger RNA from Phanerochaete carnosa HHB-10118-sp, 825 nucleotides. RefSeq lists its product as uncharacterized. The record is from RefSeq and is a predicted model, not a curated record. The transcript is spliced from 3 exons. Bases 230 to 643 code for a protein of 137 amino acids. NCBI's taxonomy places the organism in Eukaryota, Fungi, Basidiomycota, Agaricomycetes, Polyporales, Phanerochaetaceae.
AAGCUCGUAUCUCGCGUGAUUCGUGUAACGUCAGAACGCGCAAUCUUAUGACCUCACCUGACUUUGAGAGUUGGCAUUUUUGACAGUGCCGUUGAAAUCCGCUGUACAGCCUCAUCGGGACACUGACAGCGGUGGGAGUAAGGCUUACCCCCCAUCGCAGAAGCAUUUAUAGUCUUCAGUUGUCUUGACUACUCAGACUCGGGUCUGAAACUCACCUCUCCUGCUAACCAUGUCCCUCAGCCAACUAACGUGCCCAGGCUGGUCACCGACGACGAGCCAAUCGAGAUGCCCAGCGACACCAGAAGAAGAUGCAGCAUUCACCGCGAUGUGGACGCUCGGCUGGAGGCAGCUGCCAUGCGGGGUUAAUAGCCAGAACAACCAUUACUGUAGAUUUCAGUAUGUGACAGCGGGUGGCGAUUGGCAGCAGACAUACCGAUACUACAAUGCCAACGGGUCGUACUAUUAUAGAGGCUCCUCGAACAAGGGCUUCUACUACGACCGUGUAAAGAAGAGGCAGCAUAUUUCGACGUACGGCGCCAACGGCGAGCUUACAGAGCGCGAGUAUCUGCCCAUGGAAGUUGAAGAGACUAUCAUGGUGCCGGUAGACGCCUUUGGUGAGAUCCCAAUGGAGGUAGAUGAAUAGGAAGCCAAGUAGAAGAGCAAGAGGGCAAGAUCGAAGAAGCUUGUCUAUGUACCCUUGAUAUGACAUAUGGAAGCUUUGUGGUGAGGAACUGUAAGUCUCACGCUUCCGGGGAGCAGAUUAUAUCAUUGUUGUAUUGGGGCGGCUUCAACUAACUCAGCUCCAUAACAUACACAACAGCGAAG